AUGCUGUCCACGUUCUAUUUCACUCCCGGCCCUCGACACUCGCAGACCCGUUACAGCUACAGUGGGCUACUAACUGCUCGCCAAGGCGCCGGCGUCACGGGACCCGACAAUCGUGCAGGUGCUUGCUGUUGA
Messenger RNA from Fusarium odoratissimum NRRL 54006, 132 nucleotides. RefSeq lists its product as uncharacterized. The coding region runs from base 1 to 132 and encodes 43 amino acids. NCBI's taxonomy places the organism in Eukaryota, Fungi, Ascomycota, Sordariomycetes, Hypocreales, Nectriaceae. The record is from RefSeq and is a predicted model, not a curated record. The transcript is spliced from 2 exons.